AGACAUUUCCACAGGUGCACGCGGACACUCGUGGAAUGGCAACUUCACUUCUUGGGGAGGAACCUAGGGUUGGAUCCACUCCAUUGGCUAUGUUGGCAGCAACCUGUAACAAAAUCGGAGGCUCGAGUCCUUCCUCGGACAGCGGCUCGUUUGGGAAAGCAGGUUUUCACCCAUGGAAACGUGCAGCACCCAGCAGCUGUUCUCUAUCUCCGUUCGGCGCGCAACGGAACGAUUCCUUCGGUGCCAACAGCUCCUUCUCUGUGACGGGCACUAAUACCUCCACCAGCCCGUUUGGAAACGACUACCCCGUGUUUCAGACGUCAGUCGCCAACAGUUCUCAGGACCCGAGCGCGCAGUCUGUCUUCAUCUCUAAAGUGGAGACUCUACAGGGGAUUUACCCGAGGAUGAGCGUUGCGCACCCGUACGAGACGUGGUUCAAAUCCGCGCACGCUGGAAUCUCCGCAGGGGACGUGGGCACCGGCAGCGGGUCGUCCUGGUGGGAUGUGGGAGCCGGCUGGAUUGACGUUCAAAGCGCAAACGGGGCCGCGCUCCAGACUUCUCUGCAUUCGCCCCUGGGUGGGUACAACUCAGACUAUUCCCCCCUCACUCACUCCGCGUUCAGUGCCAGCCCGUCUCCACAUCUUCUCACGGGCGGACAGCAUCUGAUGGACGGAUUCAAACCGGUGUUAUCAGCCAACUACCCGGAAACCAGCCCGUGUUCAAUAGCUGGUGCCAAUGGUGCAGUUUUAGCCCCUGCUGUACCCCUGGUUGGAUCCCCCCGCUCAUCCAACAGGCGGUACUCGGGCAGAGCGACCUGUGACUGUCCGAACUGCCAGGAGGCGGAUAGGUUGGGGCCCGCUGGGGCCAACCUGCGCAGAAAGGGGCUCCACAGUUGCCACAUUCCCGGCUGCGGAAAGGUAUACGGCAAGACCUCUCACCUCAAAGCGCAUUUGCGUUGGCACACCGGGGAGAGGCCGUUCGUCUGUAACUGGCUGUUUUGUGGCAAGCGCUUCACCCGCUCCGAUGAGCUCCAGCGGCAUUUACGCACACACACCGGGGAAAAGAGAUUCGCCUGUCCGGUGUGCAACAAGCGCUUCAUGCGCAGCGACCACCUCAGUAAACACGCGAAAACGCACAGCGCCGGCGAGCCCGGAUCUAACGGGAUAAAAAAGGGCAGUGAUACCGACAGCGAACACAGUGUGCCGGGCAGCCCAUCCUGUCAGUCCCCUGAAAUGAUCCAAACCACAGAACCCGUCCAGAACGGCGUCAGUCACUGAGCAAAACUUAUGAAAAGAUGGAACACGCAUCUCGUGGACGCACCAAAUAAUUUUGGUUUCUCUAGUUAAUAUCAUGGUUUUGUCAAAAUAGACGUCAGUUUUAUCAAUCAUGCAUUGGCAGAAAGUCCCUCUCAGGUGGUAUAAGAGAUUAUAAAUAUUUGAACUUUAAAACUGAAUAUGUAAGAAACUUGAGCUCACCUUUUUCCGUAUGCGCUCUUGUAAACACAUUCUGCAUUCCGUCACGUCUAUUGAGGCACUUUAUGAACGAACUACAAAAAUCAAGGGUUUAUUUCUCAACAACUGCACAACUGUGUUUAAUCAUUUUAUGAUUCUUAAUGUUGAAAUGUGACAAAAACAACAUCCAACCCAGUGAGUCUUUGGAGAGAUUUUAAGAAAACUUGAAAUCAUCAUUUAAGUGUCCUACGAACGAACAACGUUUGUAAAUUAUUUUAAUUUCUUUGUGCAGUUAUAACACUGAACUGAAACUUUUCUCGAUGCAAAGUAAAAGCUGUAUAUAGAAUUGUCUGGAAACCCUAUUUAUCAUCGAGUUUGAUUUGUGCUUUGAAGUCUAUCAGAGUCGCACUUUGAAUCUAUAUUUAUAAUUUUUAGGAUCGAAUCAACUCGAUCAGUCUGUUUAUCUUUUGUUUUAUUGUUAUUAUUUAAAUGAGCUUGUGCAUUUAUAUU
Messenger RNA from Triplophysa rosa, 1961 nucleotides. RefSeq names its product sp8 transcription factor a (gene sp8a). The coding region runs from base 36 to 1277 and encodes 413 amino acids. NCBI's taxonomy places the organism in Eukaryota, Metazoa, Chordata, Actinopteri, Cypriniformes, Nemacheilidae. Gene Ontology annotation, biological process: regulation of transcription by RNA polymerase II. The transcript is spliced from 2 exons. The record is from RefSeq and is a predicted model, not a curated record. Gene Ontology annotation, molecular function: RNA polymerase II cis-regulatory region sequence-specific DNA binding; DNA-binding transcription factor activity, RNA polymerase II-specific.